Closterium sp. Naga37s-1 is the source of this 465-nucleotide messenger RNA. Lineage: Eukaryota; Viridiplantae; Streptophyta; Zygnematophyceae; Desmidiales; Closteriaceae. The record is from the annotation of a GenBank genome assembly.
AUGGUAAUCAGCCUCAGCUAUUUCCUCUACGACUUCAUCUGCUGCAUGUUCGACGUCACAUUCGACUGGGCCAACGCUUUCCACCACAUCUUUUCCAUAGCCGGAUUCGCCUUUGGCCUCAUUUCUGGUCGGUGUGGGGAGGAGUUGAUGGCGUGCCUGUGGCUGGUGGAGCUGUCCAACCCCUUCAUGCACGCCAGGGAGAUGCUUUGCGAGCUCGAUGCGCCCAAGUCUGCUCUCACCUUUGCUGUUGAUCUGGCGUUUCUCCUUUCCUUCACAAUGGCCCGCAUGGUCGUUGGCCCGGUGGUAACAUGGAAUACUGUUAUUGGGACGAGCCCCACUGCCGUUAAGGUGGGUGCAGUGGCGAUCCAAGCAGUCAGCACUUUCUGCCGUGCCGAUGGGAGGUGCUGCCGUCAGGAGGUGGAGAGGCGCCGCGAUUCCGCAUCAUAUUCUGAUCUGCAUCUAUAA